UUUUGUCCGCUGGCGCCCUUCAACUCGUUAAUCUGAACGUUAGUUACUGUGACCAACUAUGUCGAUUUACCAGAAUUUUCACCUCGAUUCGAUUCGCCUCUGUGACAACACUACCAGUGCCUGAGCCGGUUCUACUUGACCACUAUGGUAUCCGCUGACGGCACAGAGGCGCUCUGGACUUUUUCUCAAACAUUCACGUCCUCUUUCCAAGCAUCUUGUUCUGAACUUGCCACCCGUCUCGAAGUUGCAGAUGCUGUUUUUGUGCACUCCAUCGCCGGAGAAGUACAGGCUCAACAAGCGUUUGACUGAAGCUACCGGGAGGCUUCCGAGCUAUGAUCAAAGACAAAAUGAACUGUAUUAGAGAAGUCGCUCGAGGACUUGCGCUCAUCGACCACAGGGAAUUGAAAUUCGCUUUUAAACGGAAGGUCAAGAUACCAGCGUCAGCAUCAACAGAGACCGCAACGCUACCUGAUCGGGCGAAUGCACCAGCGAUACCUACUUCAACAAUAUCUAGUGCUUCCAGAACAAUAUCCAACCACUCCAAUCGCUACCUCUCUAGAUCGUGCCUUUCUGAUCCCAGCUCAUCCACAGAUCAUGUAGAGGUGUCUAUAAUAAGAAUAUCAAGCAGUGUCUUAAAUCUUGUUACGACCACGAAUGAGUUAACCUUGUCUGCUAAUGCUAUCUCCCUUCCGGCGCUGAACAUCCGCGACAUACAUAAUUCAAUUCUCAUCCUAGGGACCGUCGAUGGUAGCAUCAUGUUGCACGACUUAACAAAUUGCGUGGUUGUUGCUAGAUGUCACCAGUUCAGGAUGCACAAUUCCACUGCCAUUGAUGCCUAUCUUGACAUUACAUCGAAUCCCAUCAUCGAAAGCUGUGAUCAAGUGAGGUUUGGCGUGUAUCCGAGCGAGUUGAAGACAACCACUGAUCAGCCACCUCCGGUCACCGAAAACCAUACCGAUUUCCCUUUCUUGCCCCAGGACUUCUCGCACAUUCGCGCCACACCAUCACCCAAUUGGAGAGCGCUAGAGGAAGACGAGUUAGUUCAUGAUUGGCCCCUUUUGGGGACUAAUUACGCCGUCCAACUCGAAAGGGCAUUGCCACGUCCCAAAAUCUGAUGCUUAUUGCCGGCGGCAUUUAUGUCCCUGGGCACGCACGUGGAUACUAGUAGUCAGAUGUACUAAAUGGAGUCGGUUCCCGCAUGUAUUUUCUACAAGCGCUCCGUUCACCUUCGGACAUUUUCUACCAUGAAUUUCAAUAAGAGAUGUCUGUACGCUCCGUUUGCUAUUGUCUUUGCCUCUUUCAAAUAGCAUUCGGAUGUCCUGCUGACAUCGCACUC
This is a messenger RNA of Suillus subaureus, 1336 nucleotides long. Its product is annotated as tubulin binding cofactor C-domain-containing protein. The transcript has 6 exons. The record is from RefSeq and is a predicted model, not a curated record. Gene Ontology annotation, cellular component: cytoplasm. Gene Ontology annotation, biological process: tubulin complex assembly; post-chaperonin tubulin folding pathway. Lineage: Eukaryota; Fungi; Basidiomycota; Agaricomycetes; Boletales; Suillaceae. The coding region runs from base 333 to 1115 and encodes 260 amino acids.